Molecule: messenger RNA, 1938 nt
Organism: Truncatella angustata
Lineage: Eukaryota; Fungi; Ascomycota; Sordariomycetes; Amphisphaeriales; Sporocadaceae
Product: 2-oxoacid dehydrogenases acyltransferase-domain-containing protein
Exons: 2
Coding region: 336-1706 (456 amino acids)
Biological process (GO): pyruvate decarboxylation to acetyl-CoA
Cellular component (GO): pyruvate dehydrogenase complex
Molecular function (GO): dihydrolipoyllysine-residue acetyltransferase activity
Source: RefSeq, a predicted model, not a curated record
GCGAAAAAUUCCCAGCCAGCAAUUCAAUUGGCUUUGGCCUACGAAAAUAUCUCGCUGUAAGCUCCAUCCUCACCAUUAUCGUCAACGCCUUCGCCUUCACCUUCUCCUUCUCCCUCUCCCGUUCUCACUCCCUUUGCCAGCUGCGGGCGCAUUACCUCUUUCGUCGUUUCGUCGACUGCUACUCCGUCGCCUAUUCCACAACAGCUGCAACUCGCUGUAGCAUCGAUUCCGCGAGGUCACCGUGCCCUUUCUUCCUUCCCAUUGACGACUGUCGCAGCUCCGGACGCGAGACAUUUUUCCUUAUCCCACCCCUCCCCCCCAUACCCAUACCGAAAAUGUUCAGCGCCGUUCUCAGAAGGCAAGCCCUUCAGGCUUCUUCCAACAUCAGAGUCACCCUCUCGCCCCAAUUGGCAAGAUGGUACGCCUCGUUCCCCCCGCACACCGUCGUCAAGAUGCCCGCCCUGUCCCCGACCAUGACGGCCGGAAACAUCGGUGUCUGGCAGAAGAAGGCAGGAGACGCCAUUGCUCCUGGUGAUGUGCUGGUCGAGAUCGAGACCGACAAGGCUCAGAUGGACUUCGAGUUCCAAGAGGAGGGCACCAUCGCAAAGUUAUUGAGGGACAGUGGUGCCAAGGAUGUGCCCGUUGGUAGCCCCAUUGCCGUCCUUGUCGAGGAGGGUAACGAUGUAUCCGCAUUCGAGUCUUUCAGCAUUGAAGACGCCGGUGGUGAUGCUGCCAAGCCCGCCCCCAAAGAGGAGAAGAGCGAGGAAUCCAAGGAGUCCUCGUCCGCCCCUACUCCUUCCGCUGAGCCCGAGCAGUACGCCUCUUCCGGCCAGAAACUCGAGACAGCCCUCGACCGUGAGCCAAAUGUGUCUCUUGCUGCCAGACGUCUGGCCAAGGAGAACGGUAUUGCCCUGUCCAGCAUCAAGGCAUCCGGCAGCAAGAUCACCGAGGAGGAUGUCAAGAAGGCCGUCAGUGGUGGCUCAUCAGCUGCUCCUGCUGCUGGUGCCGCUGCUUCUUUCGAGGACAUCCCUCUCACCAACAUGCGCAAGACCAUCGCCAAGCGCCUGCAAGAGUCUACUCAGAACAACCCCCACUUCUUUGUCACCAGCAAGGUCUCUGUCUCCAAGCUGCUGAAGCUUCGCCAGGCCUUGAACGCCUCCGCCAAUGGCUCAUACAAGUUGUCGGUCAACGACUUCCUCAUCAAGGCCAUUGGUGUUGCCUCUAAGAAGGUCCCCGCCGCCAACUCCUCCUGGCAGGGAGAGUCUAUCCGCCAGUUUAACAAUGUCGACGUCUCAGUCGCUGUUGCUACCCCCAACGGCCUCAUUACUCCUAUCGUUACUGGUGUCGAGGCUCGUGGCCUUGAGUCCAUCUCCAACAAGGUCAAGGAGCUGGCCAAGCUCGCCCGCGACGGUAAGCUCAAGCCCGAGCAGUACCAGGGUGGUACCAUCUCCAUCUCCAACAUGGGCAUGAACGACGCCGUUGACAACUUUACCGCUGUCAUCAACCCCCCUCAAGCUGCUAUUCUUGCUGUUGGCACUACCAGAAAGGUUGCCAUUCCCUCAGAGGACGGCACUGGCAUUGAGUGGGAUGACCAAAUAACUGUUACUGCCAGCUUCGACCACAAGGUUGUCGAUGGUGCUGUUGGUGCUGAAUGGACAAAGGCUCUCAAGAAGGUUCUUGAGAACCCCUUGGAACUGCUGCUAUAACUUGGGUAAAUUAGGGAGGCAGUGUACUAAUAGGGUAGCUUUGAUCAGGCGUUGCGGCGUACUGAACGUAUAAUAAGUAUAGAAUUGUACGAAUGGAUUCAACUAUGCCCUCUUAUGUCCCAAAACUGUGCCUUCUUUUCUGUAGUAUUUAAGGCAGAUGUUCCAUUAGAAUUGCAGCAUUGUUGGAAGCGUUUUGUCUCUUUGUUUACAUGAUCAUUUGCCUUCAUACGGA